Formica exsecta is the source of this 1456-nucleotide messenger RNA. Its product is annotated as nudC domain-containing protein 3. Bases 436 to 1323 code for a protein of 295 amino acids. Gene Ontology annotation, cellular component: cytoplasm. The transcript is spliced from 4 exons. The record is from RefSeq and is a predicted model, not a curated record. Lineage: Eukaryota; Metazoa; Arthropoda; Insecta; Hymenoptera; Formicidae. Gene Ontology annotation, biological process: protein folding.
CUCGAUUAGUUGUACGCACGCGUAUCAAAUUAUUAUGCCUGUAUCAUCUGACAUUCUUUAGAUUACUUAAAUUAGUAAAACUAAACGUGAACAAUAUUUUUUCCGAGCACACAUUUGGGUACUCUGACAUAAAUUACACAUAUUGUAUAUACCAACUAUUUUAUUUUCAGCAAACAAUCCAUUUCCUAUAGAUUGUUCUAUAUAUAGGUUAUUUUUAAGCAUUUUUAAUAAAAACUUUAAGCUGUAUAUAUUACCACAAGUCUGUUCAAAACAGUUCAAUUUUUUACACUCUUUUUAUAUAUUUGACAAGCUGUUUCUUAUGUAUUAGCAGAAUGUGUUAAGUAUUUGUAGGACUUCAUUCAAUCAUGGGAAUGAACCACGAUCAAACGUUUUUACACAUACUUCGUGAAGAAAAAAACAUUAAUAAUUUCUUGGAUGCCUUUUUUGGAUUUUUAUACAGGUGACUUUUACGUUGAAUCAAACUCGGAACAAAAAUUAGGCUUUCCACCUGGAGUAGCGGAGAAACUUGUAUCAAAUAGCAUAUACAAGUGGAAAAAUAUUGCAUCAACUUUACAAAAGACAAUAUCGUCUGUAAAGGACAACACAAUCAAGAAUAGCAGUAGCAUAUCACAUUCAAAUCAGUUAACUUUGACAGACAAUGAAAAUUGUAGACUUGUUCCACCAGCUGUGCAAGAAAUUGAAAUUGACUCGUGCAGUGAAUCUACUAACAUUAAUCUACCUUCUGCACAAUCAUUGAAGACAGAUAAUGUAUCAGAUAGUUAUAACGGAGCUGUAAGAGACAAUUAUAUUUGGACACAGACACUGAAUGACUUGGAUGUACUUGUAAAGAUACCAGAACAUGUCAAGAUAUCCAAAGAUACAAUCAGAGUUAAUAUAAGUUCGGACGAAGUCAAAAUCGAUGUCAAGCCUUUGAAUUCUUCAACAAAUUUUAAAUGGGAUAAUAUUUUCAAUGGCAAGCUUAGUUUUAAGAUACGGAAAGAUGAAUCUAUAUGGAAUAUUGAAGCUGGAAAGCACAUAAAUAUUCAUCUUGAGAAAGCUACUGAAAGAUGGUGGGAAGCCUUAAUAGUCGAUGAACCAAAAAUCGAUUUGAGCAAGAUUGACUGUUCAAAACAUUUCGAUGAUAUGAUACCAGAAGAACAGAUGAAAGUGCAGAAAUUGAUGUGGAAUCAGCAACAAAAGCUUUUAGGCAAACCGACGUCUGAGGAAAUUAAGAUGGAGACUACUUUGAAACAGGCAUGGAAUGCGAAAGGAUCACCUUUUCAGGGUACACCUUAUGAUCCUACAAUUUUGAAAUAUAAUUAAUGUAUCUAAACGUAAUUAAGUUUCUUCUUAUUUAUGAUUUUUAUAAACAUCGGAGAUAUUGAAAAAAAUUAAUGUAAUACAUAUAUUUAUGUAUUACAUACAUACAUAUAUAUAUAUUAAUUUUAUUGUCUUA